CUUUCUGCCUCGCCGAUAUUGCCUUCCGUCGAUGGCCGAUUUCUACGCGCGCGAACCAAUCCGCCUACAUCUAGCCUCCCGCCACGAGGCUGUGCCUAAGCAUUAACGACCCUCCCCGCGCCUUGGACCUUGUGAUCGGUUUCUAGCUUCCUUUAUCUCAAGUCCUCCUCCGUACGCAACAUGUCUGACCCUAGUAAGGGUGAGCCCGAGGGCACGCCACGGAGAGCAAGAGCCCCUACUAUUACAAUCGAUACGACGAAUGACACCGAGCCCGCAGCCGCUGUUCCUCAACAUUCGCCUGUAUCCCCUCACGACGAACCCAUAAGUCCAACUGCAUUAGCUGCGAGUUGGACAUCUGAAAAGACUACUGCUCCAUUAGGAUCUCAGUCCUCUAACUUGAGUAUCAAAGGAGAGGCACGGCCAAGCCAUUCUUUUGAUAGCACCAGGGAUAGUCGGCCAACGAGCCCGCACAACGUUUCUAGUCCAGUAACCUCGAGGGGAACUGAAAAGGGCCAGGCUUUUCUUUCUGUACCGGACCACCACCGUUCGAGACAGAAUUCGGUCGAUAGCGAAGAUGGAUCAAGGUCGAUUAGUUCCUCGCAAGGUGAUACUGUGACGGCGUCAUGGCCAGGCGAGAAGAGCAGCACGACGAAACAAUCUUUCGACAACGAGAAGAUUAUGAAGGACGAGAAUGCCUUGAAACCAGACCAAGGCAAAGAGGCCGAUUUCCAGGUGGAGAACAACCCUUUUGCGUAUAGUCCCGGCCAACUUACAAAGAUGUUUAACCCAAAGAGUCUAUCUGCUUUUUACCAGCUAGGAGGGCUUGUCGGAAUGGAAAAGGGGCUCCGUACUAAUCGCGAUACCGGUCUAAGCCCAGACGAGAAGCAGUUGGAUGGAAAAGUCUCAUUCGAACAAGCGACAAACCGUACACCACCCAAACUGGCUAAUGAAGGGUUAGAAAGCCCACAAACGCCAGUCACUCGGUCAGAUACCGCGCGUGGGCAUGGAUCUGAUGAGCAGUUUUCUGACAGAAAACGUGUUUACGGAGAUAAUCGAAUUCCCGAGAAGAAAGGCAAGAGCUUUUUACAGUUGGUCUGGAUUACUUACAAUGACAAGGUCUUAAUCCUGCUUUCCGUUGCCGCCAUUGUAUCACUUGCCGUGGGUUUGUACCAAACAUUUGGUGCGGAACAAAAGAAUGGGGAGCCAUCUGUCGAGUGGAUCGAAGGUGUAGCUAUCAUCGCGGCCAUUGUCAUUGUGGUGCUGGUUGGAUCUCUCAACGAUUGGCAAAAGGAGAGACAGUUCGCCAAGCUCAACAGGAAGAAACAGGACCGACUCGUUAAAGUGAUCCGCGCGGGAACUACCGUCGAGAUAUCGAUUUAUGACCUUCUAGCUGGCGACGUAGUUCACCUAGAGCCUGGUGAUUUAAUCCCCGUUGAUGGUAUCCUCAUCCAGGGCUUCAAUGUCAAGUGUGACGAAUCUCAAGCGACAGGUGAAUCGGAUAUAAUCCGCAAGAGACCUGGCGAUGAUGUAUUUUCCGCGAUUGAAAAUGGCGAGGAUACGAAGAAGCUAGAUCCUUUCAUUCAAUCUGGAGGCAGAGUGAUGGAAGGCGUAGGAACCUUCCUCGCAACGUCGACAGGUAUUCAUUCCAGUUACGGCAAGACCAUGAUGUCUCUGAGCGAGGACCCGGAGAUCACGCCGCUUCAGUCUAAGCUCAACGUUAUCGCCGAAUAUAUCGCAAAAUUGGGAGGCGCUGCCGGUUUACUUCUAUUUAUCGUCCUCUUCAUCAUGUUUCUGGUCCGCCUGCCUUCGAACUAUUACCUGUCGCCUUCCGAGAAAGGUCAGCAAUUUAUCAAUAUUUUCAUCGUCGUGGUCACUAUUAUCGUCGUCGCGGUGCCCGAGGGCUUGCCUCUUGCGGUUACGCUAGCGCUAGCUUUCGCCACCAAUCGUAUGAUUAAGGACAAUAACCUGGUGCGGCACUUGAAAGCUUGCGAGGUCAUGGGAAAUGCGACAACUAUCUGCUCUGACAAGACUGGUACCUUAACACAAAACAAGAUGACGGUUGUUGCGGGAACGAUCGGCACCUCUCAUCGGUUUGGAAGCGGAAUUUCGAAGGAGGGAGAAGGAAGUGGUCCUGAUGAACGAUCAGAGAAGGAAUUUGCUAGUACUCUAAGCAAGCCAACUCAGGAAAUCCUACUCAAGUCUAUCUCUCUCAACUCCACGGCCUUCGAAGGCGAGGUUGACGGUGUCAAAACAUUCAUUGGAUCGAAAACAGAGACCGCCAUGCUGGAAUAUGCAAAGGCCUAUCUUGGCAUGGGACCAGUGAGCGAGGAACGAUCAAACGCCAAAACAUUACAGCUUAUUCCAUUCGAUUCCGGCCGAAAGUGCAUGGGUAUUGUGGUUCAACUUGAAAACGGUACAGCCCGCUUGUACGUCAAGGGAGCGUCAGAGAUCGUCCUCGGAAAAUGUUCAGCGAUUCUACGUGACCCUACUCGAGACACAUCAAGCACCGGCAUGAGCAUCGACGACACAGAACAGAUCAAAGGUCUCAUCGAAAAUUACGCAUCUCGGUCUUUACGAACCAUUGGAAUUGCCUACCGCGAUUUUGAGAGAUGGCCGCCACGGAAUGCCAGACGUGCUGAAGGAAGCCAAAACGAAGUCAUUUUCGAGGACAUUUUUAAGCAGAUGGUAUUCGUCGGAAUGGUUGGCAUUCAGGAUCCUCUUCGCGAUGGUGUCCCCGAGGCGGUUAAACAAUGCCAGAGAGCUGGCGUGGUUGUUCGCAUGGUUACCGGCGAUAACAAGCUCACCGCUGAGGCUAUCGCGAAAGAGUGUGGCAUUUUGACAGAUGGGCUUGUUAUGGAAGGUCCAGAGUUCCGCAAUCUUAGUAAGCACCGACAGAACGAAAUCAUUCCGCAACUUCGCGUACUCGCGCGUUCUAGUCCCGAAGAUAAACGAAUCCUUGUGCGUCGCCUCAAGGACAUGGGCGAGACUGUUGCUGUCACAGGCGACGGGACGAACGACGCGCCCGCUUUGAAAUUGGCAGACGUCGGAUUUUCCAUGGGUAUUUCCGGCACUGAGGUGGCAAAAGAGGCAUCUGCUAUCAUCCUCAUGGAUGACAAUUUUACCAGUAUUGUAAAGGCUCUGAAAUGGGGUCGAGCCGUCAACGACGCUGUGAAGCGAUUCUUGCAAUUCCAGCUUACAGUCAACGUGACUGCCGUCGUAUUAACUUUUGUCACGGCCGUCUCCAGUAGUGAUGAAGGCUCCGUGCUUACGGCAGUCCAGCUUCUCUGGGUUAACUUGAUCAUGGAUACUCUCGCAGCGCUUGCCCUCGCCACCGACCCUCCUCAGGAUAGUUGCUUGGACCGAAAACCAGAGCCGAGAGGUUCUAGCAUCAUCUCGAUCACGAUGUGGAAGAUGAUCCUCGGACAGGCCAUUUACCAAUUGGCGAUUACCUUCAUACUGUACUAUGCUGCAGAAACUAUCGGUAUAGUUGAUGAAGACACGCGGCGCAACACUCUAGUUUUCAACACCUUCGUAUGGAUGCAGAUUUUCAACCAAUGGAACAACCGUCGACUAGACAACCAGUUCAACAUUUUUGAAGGCUUGUUCCAGAAUUGGUACUUCAUUGCCAUCAACCUCGCAGUGUCGGGUGCUCAAGUCCUCAUCAUCUUCGUUGGUGGAACUCCUUUCAGCAUUUCCGGGCAAGAUCCGCCACAGACGUCUGGCCAGUGGGGUUGUGCAAUCGUUCUCGGGUUUAUUUCCAUACCCGUGGGUAUCAUCAUCCGUUUGAUCCCAGAUGAGCUGAUUAGGAAGUGUAUUCCUGCAUCACUGAGGAAGAAGCGUGGCAUUCCCGGAUUGACAAUCUCAGACGAGGAACGCUUCAAUGAUUAUCCCGAGGUCCUUGCGGAUGUUAGAGAUGAGCUUGCAUUCCUUAAGAAACUCAAGGGUGGUCGUCUUAACAAUUUGAAAUUCGCCGUAAAACAUCCUCGCGAGACCUUUAUUUCGAAGACGAGGAGCCCGUCUCACUCGCGUUCGAACUCGAUAAGGGUGCCACAGACCCCGACACGCGAAGAUAGUUUCAGCUCUCCCUCGCCAGCCCCGACGCCGGAUUCUAGGAAACGUUCUCGGUCUAUGAGAUCGAGGUCGAACUCAGCAUUAGGCGCCCCUACGGUUAUGGCAGGGAUUAUUGCUGGCAGCGUGGCCGCAGGAUGGUCUCCGAUCGAGAGGACUGGGGAUCGCGAUUUCACGCAGCCUCCUCGUCCAUCGCCAUCGCCAUUAUCAACCCGAGACAACAGUGAGCUAGAACCGGCACCGAUCUUAACAGAGGAGCCCGCACAGAUUCAAGACCUUGGCUCAUCUACCGUACCCCGGCUCAGCGUCCCCCAGCCACCCCAGAAGCAGAAGUCUAUUUCUUAGGCGGUAUGAAGGAACUUUUUGUCUGGAUCGACCAAGCUCGACUGCACCUGAUAUUAAGACAUGCGGAGGCAGCGAGAAUAUACGCACGAAGAGCGAGCGAAGUAUCCGAAGACAACCUAUAUUCUAAUUGUAAUCUACGUCUUCUCACAGCCUGACCGUUGGCAACUAUAGUUGCUCGUCUGGCAAUACUUCUUCUCUAAUACGCUCACCAACCCCGGCAGGGCUUAUGGGAAAGACUACGUCCCCGGAGUCCUAUCGUGGAGCAUGGCCGCCGUGGCCGAAAGGCAGGUCGUCUUGGCGUCCAUCGUGGGGAUGAGUAAUGCGUAACUUCGCAGCUCCGGAUUCGUGGGUCGCCGGGGUUGAGAAUGUGGGCUACCUAGUUAUUAAGGCGAACUAGGCUCGGGGGUUCCUGUCAGGGUAAAGGGAUUUUUAGGAAAUAAGGAGUUCUCUGUUGGGGGGCUCCUUCGUGUUUGAUCAAAUCGCGCGCGUGGUUUAUAGGCUUCUAGGUCUGAGGAUACACAAUAUUACAUGCUAUAGAUAAAAACAUGGACGGCACGCGGCUAAUAGAAGGUCGCUCGUUCUUUCUUCUUUGUGCGUAGGGAGUUGGGUUUGGUUAAAGGGGUCAGGAUCGAAGGCCAUAGAUAAGACAAUGUGCUAAAACAGAGAAAAAGUACUAAAACCAGUUGCGACGUCGACCUUGGUGACUUGCUAGGUUUC
This is a messenger RNA of Annulohypoxylon truncatum, 5130 nucleotides long. RefSeq names its product calcium-translocating P-type ATPase. The record is from RefSeq and is a predicted model, not a curated record. The coding region runs from base 181 to 4413 and encodes 1410 amino acids. Gene Ontology annotation, molecular function: P-type calcium transporter activity; ATP hydrolysis activity; ATP binding. Gene Ontology annotation, cellular component: intracellular membrane-bounded organelle; membrane. Gene Ontology annotation, biological process: calcium ion transmembrane transport; intracellular calcium ion homeostasis. The transcript is spliced from 3 exons. Lineage: Eukaryota; Fungi; Ascomycota; Sordariomycetes; Xylariales; Hypoxylaceae.